AUGGCAGACUCAAUCACGGAAACAUUAGCUGCGAGUCGCAAAAGAUCUAAGCCCGGAUCCGACGCCAGCUGCGAGGCCCUGGCUUCAAUCAACUUCAACGACAGACCGACACAUACUACUAAUAUUAUACUAUUACCCAAAAAUGAGGAUGAGGUGGAACUUUUACUCGAAAAGACGAGCGCCCUCGCGGGCGUGGUCUCCCACAAUCGCAGCCUGGCCGUCUGGACCUCCUUCGCGGCAACACCAAACCCCAAAAGAGACCCCAUCGCCAUCGCCAAAAAGGAAGCCGACGUGCGAGAGCUCGAAAUGUUUAAUCGCUUCGAAGACAUUGGCUGUCAACUACCGCCCUCAAAGAGGCUCGACGUACUCAAAGACGUCAAACCCCUCGACAAGGAGAACAGGAAGACGGCGGCGCGGUACGUGGACAUGGCCUCCUGCGUCGACGAGGUGUUUGGCACGCAGGGCGCAUCCAAAGAAAACGUCGCCUGGAUCGUGGAGAACAUGGAGGUCGUGCUGCCGCUCGUGAAGUUCUAUUUGCGGGUGAAGCGGGCGCGGAGGAACCUCGCUGGCGGGCAGGACUGCCUGACGAGCAACGAGCUGGCCGAAUACCAGACCGUGCGCAAAAUCCGCAGCGUCCUGGGCGUGAGGAUGCAAAAGUUCCGGAUGGAGAAGGCUUCGGAGAGAAGGCUGAGGGGGUACGAUGUCGUGUUGUUGAGGAGGCAGAAUGAGAUGGCGGCUAUCUUGAAGGGGCAGCGAGAUGCGAGGGGAAGGGUUGAAGGGUUUAGUGAUGGUCAGGAGUCGAGGGCAAAACGGCAACGUUGUUCAGCCUAG
Colletotrichum orchidophilum is the source of this 831-nucleotide messenger RNA. RefSeq lists its product as uncharacterized. The record is from RefSeq and is a predicted model, not a curated record. NCBI's taxonomy places the organism in Eukaryota, Fungi, Ascomycota, Sordariomycetes, Glomerellales, Glomerellaceae. The coding region runs from base 1 to 831 and encodes 276 amino acids. The transcript has a single exon.